Sturnus vulgaris (Common starling) is the source of this 1302-nucleotide messenger RNA. Lineage: Eukaryota; Metazoa; Chordata; Aves; Passeriformes; Sturnidae. The record is from RefSeq and is a predicted model, not a curated record.
AUGGAUAAUUUGCUGGAGCGGCGGCGGGCGCUGGCCGGGCUCCUUCCCCGCCUGAGCCUCAAGGACAAAUCCACCUACGUGGAGUCGGCCACCAAGGGCUACGACGACGUCAAACCGGGACCGGAGACCCCGAACGGAACCGGGACCGGAAACCCUGAGCGGGACCCCCUGAACGGCACCGGAGCCCGGGAUCGGGACCCGAACCAGAACCCCCUGAACGGCACCGGAGCCCCCGACCGGGACCGGGACCCGAACCCUCUGAUCGGCACCGGAGCCCGGGAUCGGGACCCGAACCAGAACCCCCUGAACGGCACCGGACCACCGACUGGGAUCGGUACCCUCGAUCGGGACCGGAGCUCCCGAACCGGACAGAAACCAGAACCCCCUGACCGGGAUCGGGACCAGAACCCCCUGAUCGGCACCGGAGCCCCCGAACGGGACUGGGACCAGCACCGGAACCCCCUGACCGGGACCGACACCGGAGAUCCACGGAUCGGAGCCCCUGAACGGGACGGGGAGCGGGACCGGGACCGGGACCAGAACCAGGAUCGGGACCAGAACCGGGAUCGGGAACAGAACCGGGAUCAGGACCGGGAUCAGGGUCAGAACCAGAACCGGGAUCAGAACCGAGAUCAGGACCAGAACCGGGAGGUGCCGGCCCUGCCCGUGCUCAAACCGGGCACCAAGAGCAGCAGCAUCAUCGUCAGCCCGCGCCAGCGCGGCAAUCCGGUGCUGAAGUUCAUCCGCAACGUCCCGUGGGAAUUUGGGGACAUCGUCCCCGACUACGUCCUGGGCCAGAGCAGCUGCGCCCUCUUCCUCAGUCUCAGGUAUCAUCACCUGAACCCCGAUUACAUCCACGAGCGGCUCCGGGUGCUGGGGCGGAGCUUCGGCCUGCAGGUGCUGCUGCUGCAGGUGGACGUGAGGGACCCCCACCGGGCUCUCAAGGACCUGGCCAAGGUGUGUCUCCUCACUGACUGCACGCUGCUGCUGGCCUGGAGUGCGGAGGAGGCCGGCAGGUACCUGGAGACCUUCAAAUCCUACGAGCAGAAACCCCCGGACCUGCUCAAGGAGCGCGUGGAGCAGGACUUCCUGUCCCGGGUGACAGACUGCCUGACCAGCGUCAAAUCCGUCAACAAAACCGACGCCCUGAGCCUGCUGGGCACCUUUGGGUCGCUGGCGGCCGUGGCGGGCGCGUCCCGUGAGGAUUUGUCCCUUUGUCCCGGCGUGGGACCCCAAAAGGCCAAGCGACUCUUUGAUGUCCUGCACGAGCCUUUCCUCAAGACCCCCCGAUGAGCCCCAAAA